AUUUAGAACUGAUUUCAUGGGUAUUAUCAUCACAAUCCCUCACUAAAUCCAUUCAACCUUUCGAUUCUGAUUUCAAUUUUGUGAAUGGAGCCAAACCCUACUAUCACCAUCUUGGCUGGGUUUAUAUACGUAGCUUUCUUCUGUUUGGAUCGUUCCGAAUCCAAGUUCCGCCGCCUCUGUUUUGUUUCGAUGGAGCGUCAAAGGAGACUUUUUACGGUGACUGGCGUUCUGCUGUUUACACAAGGAGGGACCCUUCAACCCAUCACGCAAUGUCGAGAACAUUGCUAGAAUCAUCUAUUGCUGCUAAAACACAUGAACAAUGGAUGAAAGAUUUCGGACGCACUUAUGCAGAUGAUGUUGAGAAGGAGAAACGGUUUAAGAUUUUUGCAAAGAAUUUGGAGUACAUCGAGAAUUUCAACCGUGCUGGAAAUGAAACUUAUGAGUUGGGUCUGAAUCAAUUUUUGGAUUUAACUAAGAAAGAAUUCACUUCUAAAUAUACUUGUGCCAAUCUUAAAGGCAAACUAGAGUCAUCAAUGGUGGCAUCAGUUGCAGCUCUAUUUAAUGUGAGUAAAAUUUCAACUAACAAUUCACUAAAAGGGAAGAGAAAACCAAUUCCAGAAAGCAUAGAUUGGAGAGAGGGCGGAGCUGUCACUAGUGUCAAGAGGCAAGGAGCAUGUGCAAGUUGUUGGGCAUUUGCGACAUUGGCAGCGGUAGAAGGAAUUGUGCAAAUCAAAAACAGGGAAUUGGUGUCGCUAUCUGCGCAAUAAUUGGUGGACUGUGACAAAGGGAACAAAGGGUGUAGAUCUGGUAUCGUAAAAUUUGCUUACGAUUAUAUCAAGAAAAAUGAAAUAGCAUCAGAAGCCGAUUAUCCGUACACAGAAAAAGAAGGCAAGUGCCUUAGCAGCGAAAAAAACGUGCUGUGAAAAUCGACGGAUAUGAAAAAGUACGGUCUGGUGAAGAGAACCUACUAGAAGUUGUUGCUCAACAACCAGUCACAGUUUUAAUCGCUACCAAUGAGAACUUUGUUAAUUAUAAAGGAGGAAUAUUUGGUAGCGGACCAUGUGGACCGAUAGAGUCACUUCAACUAACGCAUGCGGUUACUGUAAUUGGAUUCACAAAUGAGUAUUGGUUGAUUAAGAAUUCUUAUGGAGAGAGUUGGGGUGAGAAGGGUUACAUGAAAUUGAAGAGAAAAGGUGAUUCUCAUCAUACUGUUUGUGGUCUUUCCAUGACAGCUUCUAUUUAUCCAACUAUUAGUGAUGUUAAAUGAACACAUGUAAUAUUAAUAAACCUGAAAUUGUUACAGGAAAAUUAAUAAAAUCAGUAAGUGAUCUUAUUGAAUGUCAAUUUAUGUUACCUUAAAAUGUCAUUGAGUGUAUGCAAUCCUGGA
Molecule: messenger RNA, 1387 nt
Organism: Medicago truncatula (barrel medic)
Lineage: Eukaryota; Viridiplantae; Streptophyta; Magnoliopsida; Fabales; Fabaceae
Product: fruit bromelain
Exons: 3
Coding region: 270-767 (165 amino acids)
Biological process (GO): proteolysis
Molecular function (GO): cysteine-type peptidase activity
Source: RefSeq, a predicted model, not a curated record